Puccinia graminis f. sp. tritici CRL 75-36-700-3 is the source of this 2098-nucleotide messenger RNA. RefSeq lists its product as uncharacterized. The record is from RefSeq and is a predicted model, not a curated record. Gene Ontology annotation, molecular function: 3'-tRNA processing endoribonuclease activity. The transcript is spliced from 8 exons. Lineage: Eukaryota; Fungi; Basidiomycota; Pucciniomycetes; Pucciniales; Pucciniaceae. Gene Ontology annotation, cellular component: nucleus. The coding region runs from base 152 to 1807 and encodes 551 amino acids.
GACCAAGAACUUCACAAGGGAGAUGUGCUUCUACCAGGAAUAAAUGGGAAACCUCUUCACAAACGAACGGAACAAUCAUUAGAAUACAUAUCAAAUCGAACAGGAGGAAGUCGUCCCCACGGGUCAGAUUGACUGCCGAAGAACGGAUGAUAUGAUCAGUAGCUUCUUCAAAUGUAACCUCUCUCAGCCGAUCCAUCAGCUCAUCAGACCAAGACCAAGACCCAAACGAAUCCUACAAAGACCUUGGACGAAAUACAAUCUGAAUCCUCACCAAAUCUCUCAACUACAACAACAGGGCAGUUUACCCAAGAUGGAGAAGCGGAUCAGAUCGUCUGACUCCAAUCGAUCAAUCAACCCUCCCAAUGACUUCGAAAUCACCUUUCUUGGUACCUCUGCUGGUAAACCAACUAUUCAACGCAAUCCAUCGUCCUUGGCACUACGGAUGGAUGGGCAAAUCUGGAUGUUCGACUGUGGAGAAGCAACGACCCAUCAGAUCAUGCGCACCAAUCUCAAACCGAGCAACGUCACCAAGAUCUUUAUCACCCAUCUUCAUGGCGAUCAUGUUUUGGGAUUGAUUAGCUUUCUAUCUCAUAUUGGCGAUCGAGCAGAUGCCGAUUUGACCAGCAAGAACCAGCACCCUUUUUGCGAUCCCAGCGAGGUAGUAGAGAUCUUUGGCCCCUCGGGGAUCCGAGAAUUCGUACGAUCGACUCUUCGGUUAACGAAAACGCAUUCGCUGUUGAAAAUCAAAGUGAAUGAACUGUUACGAUAUUCGAAAGAUCAAGUCUAUACGCCCUCCCUCAGUAACCCAACUGGAUCAGGUCGCCUGUGGCACAACGAAAUCCUAGGAGAAGAUAUCUGGUCUGAUCAGAACGGGCUUUGGAAAGACGUGAUCCCGAUCAACCAAUGUGGCGUAAGUGUCAGUGCAGCACCCAUCCAACACACCAUCGACUGUGUAGGCUAUCUCCUCACCGAAGCUAAUCGGAGAGAAAAGUUUGACAUGGUCAAACUCAAGCCGAUUCUCGAACAACAUGCAGAUGAAAUCAAGCAAAUGGGUUUCAAAGUCUUGCCAGCGAUCCUAAGCCAACUUGAGAAGACUCGAAAGCCGAUCAGUUUUUCGACCGGCGCGACACUCCAACCACCCAGGCUUUCGAUUCGAGGUCGCCGGGUGAUGAUCCUGGGGGACACCUGUGAUCCAAGCGCGAUGGUCAGCUUGGUCGACCAGGAUCCUGAGUUCCAGUCGAUCGACUUACUGGUCCAUGAAUCCACAGGCACCGUUGUGCCCGACGCCCAUGAGCGAAAACAAGAGGACUGCCAAUCGGAGUCUCAAGUGGCAAGCAAGAUGCGUGAACGAGGCCAUUCGACCUCAUUCAUGGCCGGCCAAUUCGCCCAUCGGGUCCGAGCCACCCGUCUAGUCCUGAACCAUCUCGGGGGCAAAUUCCCUGCACCCCAAGCGGCCCUCUGUCCCAGCAAAGCCUUCCCACCCUUCCCUUCUUCUUCUUCUUCCUCUCCCUCCUCAUCUGUCUGUGCUCAAUCAUCAAUCAUCGAAUAUCAGAAUGCAGUCAAAAUGGUCCAUGCUGAGGUGUGGAAGAAGUUCGAAGAGAUCGAGCCCGGCCGACGGGCGAAGAUCGUCGACGAACUCGGCUGGUUGAAAGCCGUCGAGAACGACGCCCUUCAGGGCUGGCGUACCGCCGCUCGAAAUCGGACCCCUCCUCAACCUCGGGCCUCUAAUCUUCCGGCCCAGCCCCGCGUUUCCGUCGCUUAUGACUUCUUGCAAUUUAAAGUUCCGAGACCUGAUCCGCAUUCUUGACUUCUUUUGUCGAGCUAGCUUUUUUGGGAAUCCCAAUCUUGGCUCUUCCUUUCUUUUCUUGGCCCGGAUUCUCUUGUUCUUUUUUUUUUUUUUUUUUCUAUCCUGCCCAUUGUUUUCGGGUUUGUUCUGUUCCGUUCCGGAUUAUAUGUGCUCUAGGGAUUUCCUUGAUCGAACUUGUUUAAUUGAUCAAGCAAAUGAAGAUUCUAAAAAAAAGAAACCCUUGUAACUUGGAAAAUGCGAACUAGUAUGCAGUUUGAGGAGAUGAUGUCAUGACAACGUGGCCGAGCGGUU